This is a messenger RNA of Onthophagus taurus, 2142 nucleotides long. RefSeq names its product Tetratricopeptide repeat domain 30 (gene Ttc30). Gene Ontology annotation, cellular component: axonemal microtubule; intraciliary transport particle B. Gene Ontology annotation, molecular function: intraciliary transport particle B binding; protein binding. Gene Ontology annotation, biological process: intraciliary transport. Lineage: Eukaryota; Metazoa; Arthropoda; Insecta; Coleoptera; Scarabaeidae. The record is from RefSeq and is a predicted model, not a curated record.
AAAGCUGGUGUACUUUUGGUUGCAUACCCAAAAGUGAAUUUCUGCUUAUUUCAAACUAUCGUUGCCAUAGAAACGUUUUAAAUUCAAUGUAUACAAGAAAUUGUCAAAAUGUUUGCCUCAAAUGUGAUUAUAAAUGAUGGUGAUUUUACAAAAACUAUCUAUACAAUGAUUAAAGAAAACCACUAUGCUGAUGCGAUUAAGGUAUUACAUGGAAUACCUGAAUCUAACUCAUCUCGAGCUGGGUUAAGUCUUUUAGCUUAUUGCUAUUUUUACACACAAGACUUUUCAAAUGCUGCUACAUAUUAUGAACAAUUAGUACAAAUGAUGCCCGAAAACAACGACUACAAACUAUUUCAUGCUCAAUCUUUGUAUCAAGUGUGUCUAUAUGAUGAAGCUUUUAAGGUUACCGAAAGCAUUUCUGAUGAAGAUUACAGGCAAAAGGUAACUAAAUUACAAGCUGCUAUUAAAUAUGGCCAAGAAGAUAAUAUUUCUGCUAGAAAUUUAGUUGAAAGUUGUUCUCCUGAAGAUCCUGAUACAGAAGUUAACUUAGGAUGUUUACUAUACAAAGAAGAAAAUUUCGAAGAUGCUUUAACCAAAUUUUCAACGGCACUUCAAAACAUCGGUUUUAAACCAUAUCUUAGCUACAACGUAGCCCUUUGUCACUAUAGAUUAAAAGAAUACGGUCCUGCAUUAAAAUAUUGCGCUGAAAUAAUCGAAAGAGGUAUACGAGAUCACCCUGAAUUAAGUGUAGGGAUGCAAACUGAAGGGAUUGAAGUGCGUUCGGUAGGAAAUACAUUGACUUUACAUGAAACUGCUUUAACUGAAGCUUUCAAUUUGAAAGCUGCUAUUGAGUAUCAAUUAAAAAAUAUUGAAGCAGCCCGAGAAGCGCUAACAGAUAUGCCGCCAAGAGCUGAAUACGAAUUAGAUGCCGUAACAUUGCAUAAUCAAGCUUUAAUGAAUGUUGAACAAAAUCCAGUAGAAGCAUUUGAGAAACUCCAAUUUCUUCUCCAACAAAAUCCGUUUCCCCCAGAAACUUUUGCUAAUUUAUUAUUAUUGUUUUGUCAAUAUGAAUGUUACGAUUUAGCCGCUGAUAUUUUGGCGGAAAAUGCUCAUUUAACAUACAAAUAUCUCACUCCGUACCUCUAUGAUUUCCUGGAUGCAAUAAUAACUCAACAAACAUCUCCUGGUGAAGCCUAUCAAAAACUUGACGAUUUAUCUAAUCGCCAUACGGAACAAUUACGCAAAUUAACCAAACAAGUUCAAGAGCAUAGAAACAGCGGUGACACCGAUUUGGUAAAGAAAACCGUGCUCGAGUACGAAGCUUGUUUAGAAAGAUACAUUCCAGUUCUAAUGUCUCAAGCUAAAAUUUAUUGGGAAGUCGAAAAUUAUGCACAAGUUGAAAAAAUAUUUAGGAAAAGCGUUGAGUUUUGCAACGACAACGAUAUUUGGCGGUUAAAUGUCGCUCACGUUUUGUUUAUGCAAGAAAAUAAGUUUAAGGAAGCUACAGGAUUUUAUGAACCGAUUGUUAAAAAAAAUUAUUCAGAUAUUUUAAAUGUAAGCGCAAUCGUUUUGGCUAAUUUAUGCGUUUCUUAUAUUAUGACGUCUCAAAACGAAGAAGCUGAAGAGUUGAUGAGAGCCAUUGAGAAAGAGGAGGACCAAUUAGCUUUCGAAGAACCCGAUAAAAAAUAUUUUCAUCUUUGUAUUGUUAAUUUAGUUAUAGGGACUUUGUAUUGUUCUAAAGGUAACUAUGAAUUUGGUAUUUCAAGAAUUAUGAAAUCUUUAGAACCUUAUAAUAAAAAGUUAGGAACUGAUACUUGGUACUAUACGAAACGAUGUUUUUUAAAUUUAAUUGAGAAUUUGGCUAAGCACAUGAUAGUACUUAGAGAUGGAAUUAUUGAAGAAUGUAUCCAAUUUUUGGAAAAUUGCGAAUUGUAUGGAAAGAACGUUAAAACAAUCGCUUAUUCUCCAUUUUCCGAAGAAAUCGACCAAUUCAACGGUCAACAAACCGUAACUUACGAAGCGAGAUUGUUAAAAACGCUUCUCUUAAAACUACAAGAUUAUUAAUUCGAAACUUAAUCUAGAUUUAAUUAGCGAUUAUUUUAAAAAUAAAGAAUGACGAAGAUAUUAUUUAUUGCGUGAAAA